GAUGAACUGUACCGAACUUUCGUUCUCUCCGAAGACAUUCAGUUAAAGCUUCGACAGAGACGCAAUCUCCCAUCCUCGCUCGCGCAAGCAAACCUCAUCCAUCAACAACGACCGCCGGAGAGACAGAGACAGAGACAGAGAUGGGUCUCACUUUCGCUCCCAGAUCGCUACUUUCGUUGUCGGCGAUCCUCUGCGCCGCCGCCGCCCUCCUCGUCAGCGCCGAACCGGCGCGUCCGGGCCCCGCCGGCGAGCGAUCGGCGUACGACAUCCUCGGCGACUACAACUUCCCCGCCGGGAUCCUCCCCAUCGGCGUCAACGGCUACGACCUCGACGAGCCCACCGGCGCGUUCGCCGCCUACUUCAACAAGACCUGCAGCUUCUCGCUCGAGGGGUCGUACCAGCUGGAGUACAAGUCCACGAUCCGCGGGGUCAUCUCCGAGAACCGGCUCAAGAACCUGCAGGGGGUGAAGGUGAAGCUGCUGUUCGUGUGGGUGGACAUCGUGGAGGUCAGCCGCCGGGGCGACGAUCUGCAGUUCUCCGUCGGCAUCGCAGGUGCGGAUUUCCCUAUCGAUAACUUCGAGGAGUGCCCUCAGUGCGGAUGCGGGUUGAAUUGCGAUAAGGGUGGGGCGAGUGAGAUGACGAGAAGAAGUAGUAGGCCGUUUGUUGAUUCUUACUGAUAGAAAUGGAAUUGGCGACGAAACGUUGUCGCGUCGCCGGAAAUUCAUUUCUUUAUCCUUUGUGACGCGAUGGAAAUAGAUUGAGCUCAAAAUGAUUAAUUGUUGCCAA
Messenger RNA from Syzygium oleosum, 786 nucleotides. RefSeq lists its product as uncharacterized. The transcript has a single exon. The record is from RefSeq and is a predicted model, not a curated record. The coding region runs from base 141 to 677 and encodes 178 amino acids. NCBI's taxonomy places the organism in Eukaryota, Viridiplantae, Streptophyta, Magnoliopsida, Myrtales, Myrtaceae.